Molecule: messenger RNA, 1618 nt
Organism: Kogia breviceps (pygmy sperm whale)
Lineage: Eukaryota; Metazoa; Chordata; Mammalia; Artiodactyla; Physeteridae
Source: RefSeq, a predicted model, not a curated record
CUCAUAGGCUUCUUCUUAAGCCAAGUCGUAUUCUCCACACUGUCAGUGGUACUUUAUGACCCAGGCUACCUUCUGGAUCAAAAAGAUACUGGAAGCUGUAAAACACACAAAGCCAGGCUUUAUCAGCUAUGUGUGCAGAAGGACACCAGCCCUGAGUGUGUGCCACUUCAUGCCCAUGUCACGUGCUCCUCUGUUUACCUGGCUCCACUUUUCCGGGUCCAUCCUUGGAUAGAGAACCAAAGAAGCCACAGUAAAACCUGGCUGCCUGGGGCUAGCUGCCCAUUCAUGGAGUACCCUGUGCACACUGAAAUCCAACUCACCCAUGCCUAUUUCCUGUAAUGGAUGAACUUGAUGCUAAUGUGAGUUCCAAGGAGGGUUUCGGGUCAGUGGAGAAAGUCGUGCUGCUCACAUUUCUCUCGGCUGUUAUCCUGAUGGCAGUCUUGGGGAACCUGCUGGUGAUGGUGGCUGUGUGCAGGGACAGGCAGCUCAGGAAAAUAAAAACCAAUUAUUUCAUUGUGUCUCUUGCCUUUGCGGAUCUGCUGGUGUCAGUGCUGGUGAUGCCCUUUGGUGCCAUUGAGCUGGUUCAAGACGUCUGGGUUUAUGGGGAGAUGUUUUGCCUCGUCCGGACAUCUCUAGAUGUCCUGCUCACAACGGCAUCGAUUUUUCACCUGUGCUGCAUUUCUCUGGAUAGGUAUUACGCCAUCUGCUGCCAGCCUUUGGUCUAUAGGAACAAGAUGACCCCUCUGCACAUCGCAUUAAUGCUGGGAGGCUGCUGGGUCAUCCCCAUGUUUAUCUCUUUUCUCCCUAUAAUGCAAGGCUGGAAUAACGUUGGCAUAAUUGAUUUGAUAGAAAAAAGGAAGUUCAACAAGAACUCUAACUCUACGUACUGCAUCUUCAUGGUCAACAAGCCCUAUGCCAUCACCUGCUCUGUGGUGGCCUUCUACAUCCCGUUUCUCCUCAUGGUGCUGGCCUAUUAUCGCAUCUAUGUCACAGCUAAGGGGCAUGCCCGUCAGAUCCAGCUGUUACAACGGGCAGGAGCCUCCUCAGAGGGCAGGCCCCAGCCAGCAGACCAACAUAGCACUCAUCGCAUGAGGACAGAGACCAAAGCAGCCAAGACCCUGUGCAUCAUCAUGGGUUGCUUCUGCCUCUGCUGGGCUCCAUUCUUUGUCACCAAUAUUGUGGAUCCAUUCGUAGACUACACUGUCCCUGCGCAGGUGUGGACCGCUUUCCUCUGGCUUGGCUACAUCAAUUCUGGGUUGAACCCCUUUCUCUACGCCUUCUUGAAUAAGUUUUUUAGACAUGCCUUCCUCAUCAUCCUCUGCUGUGACAAUGAACGCUACCGAAGACCUUCCAUUCUGGGCCAGACUGUCCCUUGUUCAACCACAACCAUUAAUGGAUCCACACAUGUGCUAAGGGAUGCAGUGGAAUGUGGUGGCCAAUGGGAGAGUCAGUCCCACCCCCCAACAACUUCUCCUUUGGUGGCUGCUCAGCCCAGUGACACUUAGGCCCCUGGGGCAGUGACCCUGAAGACAGCCAUCCCUCCAAGAGAGGGCCAGGUCCUAAGCUGCUGCUCGUGCCUGACUGCACCCGGUAUUCUCUUCACCCAGCAUUCCAUCCA